AUGGGUUCCUCAUUCUGCAACACCACGUUGGAGGAAUUACGAAUCCACCCUGGCGAUGAACGUCCCAUAGCCGGGCCCCUAACCUUCCACUCCCUCGCCCUCAUAAUCGCCGCCGCCUCGACCCUGGUAGCCAUAGCUAUGAGCUUCUACCUGAUCAUGCGACACGCGACCAACUACACCGUUCCCAACGAGCAGAAGCAAAUCAUUCGUAUUUUAUUCAUGGUCCCAAUCUACGCCUGCUCCUCCUUUUUGUCCUUACGCUACUACUACCACGCCAUCUACUUCCAAGUCAUCAGCGACUGCUACGAGGCCUUCGCCAUUAGCUCCUUCUUCAGCUUGAUAUGCCACUACAUCGCGCCCGAUUUGCAUUUGCAAAAGGACUACUUCCGCGAGAUGCAGCCUAUUAAAGAUUGGGUGUUCCCGCUGAACUGGAUGGCCAAGUGCUGUGGCGGGCACAGGAAGGGUCCCUGGAGGACGCCGAGGAGUGGGCUGACAUGGUUUAACAUUAUCUGGAUUGGGGUCUAUCAUUACUGCUUUGUGAGAGUGGCCAUGACGGUUGCGGCCGUCUUGAGUCAGUAUUAUGGACGGUAUUGCGAGAGUAGUAAUUCGCCCAUGUUUGGGCAUAUUUGGAUCACAGCAAUCCAAUCCAUCGCCGUCACCAUCGCCAUGUACGCCCUCAUCCAAUUCUACGUCCAGUUGCGCUCCACCCCGCAACUCUCCCCCCAAAAACCCUUCCUCAAAGUCCUCGCCAUCAAACUUGUCAUCUUCCUCUCCUUCUGGCAAUCCGUCGCCAUCUCGGUAGCCACCUCGGAAACCAUUCACAUCGUCGAACCCAACUCCAUCUUGGCCUAUCCCGACAUCAAAGUCGGCAUCCCCUCUUUACUCCUCUGUUUCGAAAUGGCCUGUUUCGCCAUCCUGCAUCUCUGGGCAUUCCCCUAUAAACCAUACACCACCGCCCGCGGCGGCGGCGACUUGGCUUUCACCGGCCCUGCCCCAAAACACGGAGGACCCAUGGGCAUCCUCGCCCUCUGGGACGCCAUCAACAUCUGGGACGUGGUCAAGGGGUUCGGCAGAGGCAUCCGGUGGUUAUUCGUGGGCGUCAAGAAGCGCGAGAGGGACGUGAGUUAUCUCCAUCUGGACAAGGAAAGUCACCCGCUGGGAAACAGCAUUCCUCUGCGGGGCGCCAGCACCCGAGGGAGACAAAAGAGCAGCGACUCGUCCAUGACGACCAUGAGCGAGGUGGAUAUUCAUCAUCAACAUCAACAUCUUCCACAGGAGACAUUGACAAUGACGGGAGUAGCAGUAGGGGACUUGGAAGCGCCGGCGCAGGCGCAUCAGCACCAUUAUGCGCAUGGGGUGGUGUAUGGACAUGAUGGGCAUGGGCGCGUACCUGAUACGAGUUAUAGAGGUGCCCAUGCGGUGAGGACGGAAAGCUUUGAUAGCUUGGAUUUGGGUGCGGGCGGAGGGAUGCCGAGGGCGGAGUAUGAACGACGAGGACGAAGCGGGUCUGCUGCUUCGGUUGAUGAGCAUCAUUAUUAUGAGGGCCGCAACGCUGGUGGUAGCGGUGGGGGUACGAUGACGUAUCAUGGGGGACCAGGUAUGUACAGAAACCAGAGCAGCGGGUACUAUGAUCCUCUGCCUGGGCCACGAGACGAGGAUGAUAGUGUUGGACUGGUUAGGCAUGCGCCAUAUCCGUAUGGAGGUCAGGGUGGCUAUCGAUAGGCCCGAAGGGGGCUAGCCGGCUGGUUUGGUUCAUUCAGGUGGAGGAGGAAUCAUUUUCAUGAGCAAUUUGCAUUUUUAUGUUAUAUACCAUUUCGUGCAGCAGGGUAUCAAUCAGCUUAUAUUGAAAC
Neurospora tetrasperma FGSC 2508 is the source of this 1850-nucleotide messenger RNA. RefSeq lists its product as uncharacterized. Lineage: Eukaryota; Fungi; Ascomycota; Sordariomycetes; Sordariales; Sordariaceae. Gene Ontology annotation, molecular function: transporter activity. The transcript is spliced from 3 exons. Gene Ontology annotation, biological process: transport. The coding region runs from base 1 to 1722 and encodes 573 amino acids. The record is from RefSeq and is a predicted model, not a curated record.